AUGAAUGAAGAUAUUUAUGUUGGUCCACCGGUCCAAUUUCGUACCGGCAUUGAUCGCUUGACCGUUGAUGGCUACGCCAGUCUAUUACCCCUACUAACUGAUGCCAAAUAUGCCAAGAGGAAUACUAGGGUCUAUUAUCGUGACCACCCAUUUUAUUAUCACCAAUUACUACCCGUACAAUACUUUUCUGGCAUCCCAAACGACUACUGUGCUAUACCAGCGCAUCUUUCACAUGCUGCAUCAAACCGAAAUAAAUUUCCCAACGUUGUACUCAAGUGGUUCCCUAACGGCAAAUCCCUUCUAGCUGGUACUCAAGGAGGCAAGCUCAUCGUCUGGAAUGGACUAACCUUCCACUUUGAAGACAUAAAAAGAUUCCCCGUAAGUAGUGGCAGUGUCACUGCUCUGGAAUGGGCUCCCACUGGUGACCUAUUAGUAGCAGGUGAUGAAUAUGGCAAGGUUGCCCUGCUAUCUCAAGCUUUAAGUUUGCUAGAUACCAAGAUUUUUGAGGGGUUCUCCAAGACUGUUUAUGACCUAUCGCUAUCACCGAAUGCCAGUAAACUUGCCGGUUGCGCAGACUCAUUUGCUCCAAUCAUUUGGGAUGUCAGCAAACGUGCAAUAGAACGCCGUCUCACUGGUGAGCAUAUCGACGCUUCCAGUGCCACUUGCCUUCAAUGGCACACAACUAUGGCCUUAGUAGCUGCUGGAACUAGGACAAACUGUAUUCAUUUAUGGGAUCCAAGGGCUGAUGGUAGUGCUGCCACAAUUCACGCACACAAAUCGGCAGUCAACAAAAUUCAAUUCAACCCAAAGGCGCACACAAACAUAAGCAACGCUUUACUAAGUGCUGGGAGGGAUGGAAUGGUCAAAGUAUGGGACCUGCGUCUAUUAACUACACCUACACAAGUGCACAAGCUCCCUCAGGUGCAAGAUGAGCCUACACAUGUCAAAUACCCCCAGCCAUGCUUCCCCAGCAGCAUUGCAUGGCAUCCCAUCCAAACCAAUAUAUUUAGUGUUGCAGAUAACAAGUCUCGCAUAAUGUACUACACUACGGAUUUGCAUCAGGAGAUGAAGUUGUUGCAUAUCAACCUACCUCAACUACCAGACCGUGACGUAUGUACUCUGUCUAUGGCUUGGCACCCAUUGGGUCACUUACUGGCCUCUUGUAGCGAUGACAAGUUUGUGAGAUUUUGGUGUAGAUCUCCUCCUGGAGGCAUUAGGGGCCACUGCUUGAACGUUAAGAUGCUGCAAGACAUACAUUACAAGCAGCAGGAGUGGCAAAAGAGCGCCGCGGUAAUAGCGGUAGAAGCUGCAGGUGGCUCUUCUCCUUCUUGUCCCUUUUCAGUAUCCCGAUUUAAAUCGCAUAGCGGGGCUGUUAACGGGUGGAGGAUUGGUGACUUGGCCAGUAUGGAAAAUUUCAGAGCCAAGCAUCAAGAUUAG
Molecule: messenger RNA, 1437 nt
Organism: Babesia microti strain RI
Lineage: Eukaryota; Apicomplexa; Aconoidasida; Piroplasmida; Babesiidae
Product: pre-mRNA 3' end processing protein WDR33
Exons: 3
Coding region: 1-1437 (478 amino acids)
Cellular component (GO): mRNA cleavage and polyadenylation specificity factor complex
Molecular function (GO): protein binding
Source: RefSeq, a predicted model, not a curated record